Hydra vulgaris (swiftwater hydra) is the source of this 496-nucleotide messenger RNA. NCBI's taxonomy places the organism in Eukaryota, Metazoa, Cnidaria, Hydrozoa, Anthoathecata, Hydridae. The record is from RefSeq and is a predicted model, not a curated record.
AGAAAAAAAAUCGUAUCAGUGACUAUAAAGAAAACAUAACAAAAUGAUUUCAAACAGGGUUUUUAUAGUUGUGCUACUUUUACAUACUGCUGAAUGUUUAAGGUGCUUUUCAUGUAUGGGCUCAAGUGAAAAAGGAUGUUUGCUAAGCGAGAAGGAAAUAGAAUGCAGUUAUAAACAAAACGCUUGCGCAACACAAUUGUAUUCAUUUACUGUUAAAGGUUUGAACGGAACUACGAAAAAAGAAGUUUACAUGAAAAUGUGUCUGUCGUCAAAAAUAUCUAAUUGUGUCUCUUAUUGUAGAGCUCACAUUUCAUUACAAAGAGAGUGUCAGAUAUCGUGCUGCAUAGGCGAACUUUGCAACAAAGCACUAAAAAAGGCAGAGGUAUUUAAAAUCAUAGGUGGUAGUGUGUCAACAAACAGAUUCCAAUUUGUGGCAAAUAUUAUCACAGCUUUUAUUAUUUUUUUAAUAGUAAAUAAAUAAAAACUGUUUCUUAAA